CCAGAAGAUGGCCAGUGGUUCCUUUCAGCCUUGGACCAAGGGCAGCUAAAUCCCUUCCAGUCCCACAGUCUUCCUGACUUUUCCUGUUGGUGUGAGUUGCCUGUGCCCAGGGGAAUCUGGUCUCACGGAGCUUUUCUGCCUUGCCAUUCUCCUAUCUCUGUACUGAGAGGAGGCAGCGGCUUUUGCCUUUAUCCUGCCUCUGCUUUCCUGAGGCUGCUGCAAGCCAAAGCCCGUGCUGGCUCUUUCCCUACAGGGGCACAAGCCGUGCCUUGUCUGGUCUGGCUGUAGCCAAGAGUUUCCAAGGCCAUGCUUUUGCAAGGGUCUCAAACCCUUCAGAUUGGUGAAGGUGUGACCUGGAAGUCCUGCAGGAAUAGGGCAGAAUCCCCACAGGAAGUCCAGAAGAGCUUGCCGGUCCCUGUACUCUCCCUGAUCAGUAACCUCACUGGUUGUCAAACCACAGUGGGAGCUGCAGGCCUGCAGAAAACCCCCGGCUCCCUCCGGAUGCCUGGGGAGCUCAGCACUGCAGAAUGGAGAACUAUAAGAAGACCAAAAUCGUGGAGAAACCUUGUCCUCUUCCUUUCACUGACCUGCCUGCUGAUAUUAUUGAAAUGAAGGUGAAGGACGGGAGCAAAAUUAGGAAUCUGAUGGGCUAUGCCAUGAGCAAGAUGGAGCAGGACUCGGUGAGGCAGAUUCUUUUCACUGGCUCAGGCAAGGCUGUCAGCAAGACCAUCACCUGUGUGGAAAUCAUGAAACGAAGGCUCAAGGAGCUGCACCAGAUCACCAAAGUGCUCUUCAGACAGAUUGAAGAAAUCUGGGAACCCAUUGUGCCUGAGGCAGGCCUCGAUGCCUUGACAGUGAAGAGAAACAUUCCUGCCAUAUGUGUCCUACUCAGCAAAGAUGCCCUGGAUACUCAGGAGCCAGGGUACCAGGCUCCAGGAUCUUCUGAUGCCUUCUGGACUGAGACACUGACAGCAGAAUCGCAGGGACAGAUGAAGAGGAAGCAGGGUGGAGGCCGGGGAGCCGGCAGCACAGGGAAGCACCCUCGCUCCACCGGGGGAAUACCGGGGGGGCCCUGAGGCAGCGGCACCACGCGCGGCUCGGGGGAGCUGUGGAAACCAGCCUGGGGCUGUGGCUGCACAGCUGCUGCUGAACACGGGGACUCAGAGGUGUGAGGGGAGGGCAGGAGGAGUGGACUGUUAAAACUGGGUGUGAUCGUAGCUGUCUGAAAAUGUGUUUUCACAAGUUCCCUUGCCAGAGGCUGCCAGGCUGUACUCCUUAGGGGUUCUUGGAAGACGGGAAUUGCCUCUGCUUGAGCAAGAACUGUUGGUGUGCUGUCAGUGACCCCCAUUGAGGGAGCUGCUCCCCCAGUCAGGUUUCCGGUGCCCGGGGGUGCAGCAGCCUGGGCAGUGGGACAGACACCUGCCUGUUUGCUGGGUGCAGGUUGUUCUGACCGGUACAAAGUGGAGACAGGGCGUGGUGUGGAAUUCCCCUGCAGCUGCCAGCAUCGCCAGGGCUCAUGAUGUACAGACAGCAGGGCACAGGGUUAGGCCAGCCAUUUCUGUGCCUGAAGAGUCCUUCUGCUGAGCCUGUCAGAGGGGGUUGAAUGUAGGACUGCCAGGAUAUAGCUCAGUCUGGCGUCAUGUGCACGUAGCUCCCUUUGGCUCAGUGGAGGUGGCGGUCGUGGUUCUCUAUCCAAACAGGCACCAGUCAACUCGUGUUGUAACCAGCCUGAAAUCCGAUGGCUCUGUGGCUGUUCUGGGGUGGUGGUAUUGGGAAGCUCUAAUGGAUACUGUUCUUGCCUCUUUCUUCUCCUUGAUAAUGCAAAAAGAUGGGUUUAAAAUAAAGGUGUAAGUUCAUGUAA
Messenger RNA from Corvus hawaiiensis (hawaiian crow), 1861 nucleotides. RefSeq names its product ribonuclease P/MRP subunit p25 like (gene RPP25L). The record is from RefSeq and is a predicted model, not a curated record. The transcript has 2 exons. Gene Ontology annotation, cellular component: ribonuclease MRP complex. Gene Ontology annotation, molecular function: RNA binding. Gene Ontology annotation, biological process: tRNA 5'-leader removal. Lineage: Eukaryota; Metazoa; Chordata; Aves; Passeriformes; Corvidae. The coding region runs from base 528 to 1076 and encodes 182 amino acids.